This is a messenger RNA of Harpegnathos saltator (Jerdon's jumping ant), 1134 nucleotides long. It is a transcript of the gene Chmp1, whose product is annotated as charged multivesicular body protein 1. The transcript is spliced from 4 exons. Bases 282 to 884 code for a protein of 200 amino acids. Lineage: Eukaryota; Metazoa; Arthropoda; Insecta; Hymenoptera; Formicidae. Gene Ontology annotation, biological process: vacuolar transport. The record is from RefSeq and is a predicted model, not a curated record.
AUGUAUGUUAAUAUUUUAUGGUGAUGAAUAAUAGACUUGUUCAUCCAGUUGCACUUUCAGCACUUUCUUCAUUUGGAAUGAUACGAAUGUUUGUGGAGUGUCAAAAAUAAGAGUAGACAGCGCAGCCCAUACGUCAUUGUCGUCGUCUAUUGUCAUCGUUCUAUUGGAACUCAUGUCGGUUGACAGAUAGCGUUUCCUACUUGUAAAAUAUUUACGCCUGACAAAUAACAUAUAAUUGUUAAGUUUGGUCUCUUGUCACCACGGGCGCGGAACAGUCAGCCAUGUCCAUCUCUCAGAUGGAAAAAAACUUAUUCAACCUGAAGUUUGCAGUGAAGGAGUUGGAGAGAAAUUCGAAAAAAUGCGAGAAAGAGGAAAAAAUAGAAAAAGCCAAGAUCAAGAAGGCGAUACAGAAGGGUAACAUGGAGGGUGCUCGGAUCCAUGCAGAGAAUGCAAUUCGGCAAAAGAACCAAGCCUUGAAUUAUCUCAGAAUGAGUGCCAGAGUGGAUGCAGUAGCCAGUAGAGUACAGACUGCACUGACAACUCGUAAGGUGACACAAUCCAUGGCUGGUGUUGUUAAAGCUAUGGAUGCAGCUAUGAAAUCAAUGAAUUUGGAAAAAAUCUCAGGACUCAUGGACAAAUUUGAAAGUCAAUUUGAAGAUCUAGAUGUACAGAGUUCAUACAUGGAAAAUGCCAUGUCACAAACAACAACUACGAAUGUACCUCAGAAUGAUGUAGAUACUUUGAUGCAGCAAGUUGCAGAUGAAGCAGGUUUGGAACUAAAUAUGGAACUACCAUCUGGUCAGCUGAGCAGUAUUGGUACUUCCACAGCAGUCAGCCAGGAGCAAGAUGAGCUGACGCAGAGAUUGGCACGACUCAGGGAGUAAUGACAGUUUACUUUAAUAUGUUCGUUAAUAUAUUUGUCAAUAUAUAUUUUGCAAUUCAGAUGGUUUACAAAAUAUAUAAUAUAAUUUCUAAUUGCUAUAACACCACACAUUAUAGUCUGUGGUUUGUAAGCUGGAUGCUGGACUUUAGGUACAUGAAAAAGAUAUAAAAAGUCCUUAAAUUUAUAGUGAUUUAGUGCAUUACAUACUAGGCUUUAAUAAAUAUUAAGAGACACUAAAGAAUAAUUUCAAU